UUAGCUAUCGAGGGAGCUCGAAGAAGAUUAGAAAGGACCGCUCUUAUCUUCUGAUUUUUCUUCCCCUUCGGCGUUGGUUCUUCCUAUCAACAGCAGCGGGCCGACAAAUGCGAAUGACAGCCUGCCUUGAGAUACCGUUCGACAAAUGUGAAUCAAAAGACGGAACUGGGUGAUCCGACAGAAAGGGCGAGGAUAAAAAAAACGAAGGGAGGAUGGAGAAGGACAACGCGAGACAUUACAGAGCUUACGAGGGCUUCAAGCCCGCGAAUAAUGGCAAUACAUCGUCCCUGAAGAGGUCGACGUCGGACCGCUCGAAAACUCAUCCAUCGAGACAAGUGAGGUGUCUCUGCUUCGGCGGGGUGCCGGACAAGGCCAGCCAGCACUCCUUCUUGAAGGGUUUUGUUAUAAACCUCGGGAUAUGCGCCCUCCUCGUGGGGUACACUUUACUGGGCAGCUUCAUCUUCCUCGCUAUCGAAGGCGGCAGCGACGUCGGGAUACAACAAAGGACGCUUGCCACUACAAUAGGGGGGAAUCAGCCUACUGGCCGGAACGCUACCGCUUGGCUGAAGCAGGUCAAUUACGAGGCAAGGACGAAGACCGUGGAAAACAUAUGGAUAAUCACGGAGAGUUUGAACAUCCUUUACCGUGAGAAUUGGACGAGACUGGCCGCUCAGGAAAUCGCACGUUUCCAGGAUCAACUAGUGAAGAGGAUCACUGAGGACAUGAUGGCGAACCAGAACGUCGGCACCUAUGUCGGAGGUUCCUCCAGCGAUCCUGUCACCGAACGACGGGCACCGGAGUACGAGUGGACCUUCGCCAAAGCGUUUUUGUACUCUCUCACGGUGCUGACUACGAUCGGCUGCGGCAGCAUAGCGCCAAAAUCUACAUGGGGGAAGAUCGCAACCAUGGGUUACGCCAGCCUUGGAAUCCCGCUAACUCUGGUUUACCUGUCAAGUGCUGGAGGUCUCUUAUCCAGGUGUGCCAGAGGUGUCUUUACACGCGCUCUUUGUUGCUGCCUUUGCUCAAACUGCGGCUAUUGUUGCUACGAUGAACGACGAAUGGAAGAGAAAGAGAGGCGGAUGAGGAAGAAGCGUCAGCAAGAGGAACUGGUGCAGCAGCAGCAGCAACAAUUGCAGUUGCAGGAGCCCUUUUACGUCCGCGCGAAUGCGUCAACGUUCACGAGCACAGUGGAAAUUAAAGCCAGCCCGAAGGACGAGGUGUCGAGUCUUGGCUCCGGUGACAGGCCCAACGUUACCAUACUCGCACCAAUCAGCAUUUGUCUCGGCGCAAUGGUUUGCUACAUCGUGGCAGGCGCUUUUACUCUGCACAAGUUAGACGGCUGGUCCUUUGUGGAUGCAAGCUACUUCUGCUUCAUGAGCCUGAGCACGAUCGGGUUCGGCGAUAUGGUUCCCGGUUCCUACCCCCGCCAAAGCCUUUACGAGUCGAAGAACGUAACCAUUUGGUUCUGCUCCUGCUACAUAAUGUCCGGAAUGGCGCUCACGGCGAUGUGCUUCAACAUCCUCCACGACGAGAUCGUCCACAGGCUUAGCCAUCAGGUGGAGAAGCAAGAGACUGUGAAAGCCAGCCCUAGCGUGGACGAGCUGUCGACGGAUCCUUUCGCGUUGACCUCGUGACAAUUUCCGUCUGGCAACCUGUGCCACAGGAACGGCACCGACGAGAACGACAUAUGUGGAACAGAACCGCCUACAAGCCUGUUCGCCCACGAGAACGAAAUCAAUAUCCUAAAGGACUCUUUCAAUCAAGUAGACGUCACCAGAGACUGCAAGCCGAUCUUGAAGCUCGAGGAUCACGUACCGCCGAUUCCUAGUGUUUACAUGUUGCCCAAGGUCGACGAGGAGGCCGAAGAGAACACCGAGAUGUAAAACUCUGUCGUCCCCUGGUCGACAAAAUUGACUCGAUGAGCCUUGUAAUCGAGUGAAGGACAGGUUCGCGAACCUGCCGGACACG
Messenger RNA from Hylaeus volcanicus, 1968 nucleotides. Its product is annotated as TWiK family of potassium channels protein 7-like. The coding region runs from base 213 to 1634 and encodes 473 amino acids. The transcript has 5 exons. Gene Ontology annotation, molecular function: potassium ion leak channel activity. The record is from RefSeq and is a predicted model, not a curated record. Gene Ontology annotation, biological process: stabilization of membrane potential; potassium ion transmembrane transport. Gene Ontology annotation, cellular component: membrane. Lineage: Eukaryota; Metazoa; Arthropoda; Insecta; Hymenoptera; Colletidae.